AUGAUUAGAUCUUUAGGUUCAAAAAUCGUUCAUAAAGUUGUUCUUUUCUUUGCAAAACUCAUCAAAAAGAAAUCAAAAAGUGAUGAAAAGAAACGUGUUGAGAAAAGAAGAAGAUCCUCACGUAAAUCUCGAAAGGCAUCUGCUAAUCGCAAUGAAUCUGAAUACGAGGAAUCCGCUAAGGAUGCCGUUAUAGAUAUAUCAAAAGAAUCGGGUGAGGAGACAAAUACGCAAGAUGAAGGAGAAGGGGAAGACGGAGAAGGAGAAGGAGAAGGAGAAGGAGAAGAAGGAGAAGGAGACAAACGUAAACGUAGAUCGACUUUAGCCAAAUUAGAAACAUAUGUGGCUUCAUUAUUUCGACGCCUUCUUGAAAGUAAUAUACCGAUACAUGAUGUUUUAACAUUUAUGACAAUAGGUUACGUGGUUGGUUUUAUAAUAACCAUUAUAUGGUACAAUUGCGUUACGGAAAAAGAACUGAAUGUAGCGCGAUGGGUGUUUUUCACUAUAUUCGGUUUCAUUGCCCUGCUAAUGGGUCAUAGCAAGGAAGUGAGAUGUACAAUCACGUUAGCUAUACCUAUAUUAUGCAGCUCUCGUGGCAGAUCCUUAAUAGUAGCAUUAGCGUUCUUCUUCGCCGUUAGUGGACCAACGGCGAAUAUGUUUAAAAAUAUUGACGUGAUGACUUCAAGCAUAACUUGUGGCCAAAUGCAAUUGAAACAGGCAUUAAGUGACAUGUUGGACACGCUUAAAGUCCCACUAGUGGCCAUCAAAGAGGCUAUACUUGUUGCAAUAAAAGAGUUGAAAAAUGUUAUGAAAAAAGUGCAGUUAGUCCUGUAUCAUAUACAGGAAUUAAUAAUCAUUUUAUUGGCCAGCAUUAAAAACGCAUUUGAUUGGUUACGCAAUAUAGUCAGUAUGUGCAAUAAGGAGUUUGGCACACCAUUUGAACGUUGCAUGAAUACAGCCAACGAUGCUAUGAUCUCUUGUCGUGAAAAACUCGGUCCACUUAAAGCUCUUUGUCAUUUAACCAAAUUAUUUAGCAUGUUUUGUUAUGCGGCGAAGAUUGUCGAUGUUAUCUGUGUAUUAAUAGAUUUUGUUGACGAUGCUAUAAUAGGUGUGGUCAUGAAUAAAUUGAAAGAAUUCGCCAACGAGGUCAAGCGAUUAUUUGAUGUAUCGAUAACUUUUGAUCAUGAUUUCUAUUUUAAGACGACCAGCUCUAAAGAACUGAGUCAAAUACGCGAUGAUAUUAUGAAAGAUAUUAGAAAACAUAUGCAAACAUUUAUUUUAAUAUUCGGUUGGUUGGAUAUUUUGAGCGUUUUAUUGAUGUGCCUUGUCUUAUUUAAAGCGAUUUGGUUUCGUAUGAAAUACGUACGCAAUCCAAGCUAUCAAAAUAAUUUUAUUACCAUUGAGUUUGUUCAAAUUGAUGAGAAGCGUCGCGAACAAGAAAAGGAAAGAGCAUUGCCCUUAACAUUGUGGGAAAGCUUUAAAUAUCCCAAACUCAGCGACUGUCGUUUGACCCGCGUGGAAUUAACACAAAUGGCCAAAUCUGCCGUAUUUCUAACAAUAUCCACUACACAACUAUUUUGUAUAUGUCUUUCGGAUUUCAGUCUAUUUUGGGUUUUGGCUUUGAUAUCGUUUUUCGGUUUAAGACAACGGGGCUUUGAACCCCCUCCUUACAUUACUGUUCAAGUAAACGGUAGCGGUUUUGUGGGGGAAAUUUUUCGCGGUAUUGUGGGUGCUUUUGAACCAAUGUCACAAAAUUACACGGUCGAUACAAAAACCUGUUUACCGUUACCGUAUGAACCAAACUUUACGACAUAUUACUUGAUAGCGUCGUUAUGUUGCUUGGCAUGGAUAUUUUUGCUCUGUCAGCCAUAUGGCUUACGUUUAAGACAUGCCAUCAUGCGUUUGUAUUAUCCAGAUGUGGCCAGGGAGCGUGCUGUAUGGCUUUAUGAUAAAAUUUUGCUAAAUCGCAUGACUUUUUUCAAACUGGCUCGACGCAAAGCUCGGCUUCUUUUCGUUUCUGAUAAAACUGUUGAUGAUUUUUCCUGGAUGGAUUGGAUUAGAGCACGUACCGAAAAGUAUUGGUGGUGUCGUCUUAUCCUGGGUCGCUCCAAAUCUGAAAAAUGUUUACUUUGUGGCACACCGUUAAAAGCUGAUACACGGGUUAAAUGCGAGUCCUUGGGCUGUAAGGCGCUUUAUUGCAAGACUUGUUUUGAAGGUUCUGAGAAUAUAUGCUGCAUUUGUCAUAAUCCGAUGGAAUAUGGUGACUUAAGUGAUUUAUCGGAAAUCAAGGACUCAUCGGAUGAUCCAGAUGUACUUCAUAUUGACGAAACUGAAAAAGAUUGUGUAUUUGCAAAAGUGAAGAGGACUGGAGAAGCAGAAAAGGGCGAAAAAACAAUUUCCGACGGCGGUCGUGGAAAAGCAAAGAAAGGUUUUUCAUCCAAAUUGGGAAAUAUAUCUCGAAUAUUUCCCAGGGCAUGUUGGAAAUCUAAAGAUGAGGAAUCCAAAACUCAUGCUGUUAUUGAAAUGCCAAAAACAUCGGAAGAGAAUUCGGAUAUAGAGAGAUCAGAUGUUGAAAUAGAUAAAACCAAACGUCGGUCGACUGCAAAGGAAGCAGAGGAAACUAGGCGAAAAUCAUCCAUCAAGAAAUAUGGGAAAGAUUCGGUUGACUCAGAUACCAAAGAAGAAAAAUCAAAACGUAGGUCGAGUGGAAAAAAAAUUGACAAAAGCCCGACUGAAGCGGAUACCGAAGAAGGAAAACCUAAACGUAGAUCGAGUCGAAAGAAUGUUGAGAAAGACUCAGGUGACGCGGAUACCGAACAAGAAAAGCCUAAACGCAGAUGGAGUCGAAAAAAGGUUGAUAAAGACCCGGUUGAUUCCGAUAUUGAAGAAGAAAAGCCUAAACGCAGAUCGAGUGGAAAAAAGGUUGAUAAAGACUCGAUUGAUGUGGAUACCGAAGAAGAAAAACCUAAACACAGAUGGAGUCGAAAAAAGGUUGAUAAAAAGCCGCCUGAUUCAGAUACCGAAGAAGAAAAGCCUAAACCUAGAUCGAGUGGAAAAAAAAUUGACAAAGACUCAAUUGACGCGGAUGCCGAACAAGAAGAACUUAAACGCAGAUGGGGUCGAAAAAAGGUUGAUAAAGACCCGGUUGAUUCCGAUAUCGAAGAAGAAAAAUCAAGCGGAGAAAAAAUUGAAAAAGACCCGAUGGACGCGGAUACCGAAAAGAAAAAAAUGCCUAAACGCAGAUGGAGUGGAAGAAGGGUUCAUAAAAAGUCGUUUGGCUCAGAUACCGAAGAAGAAAAACCUAAACGCAGAUCAGGUGAAAAAGGGGUUGAUAAAGAGCCGACUGACUCAAAUACCGAAGAGGAGAAACCUAAACGCAGAUCGAGCGGAAAAAAGAUUGACGAAGGCUCGACUGACUCUACAAAGGAUUGA
Messenger RNA from Glossina fuscipes, 3429 nucleotides. RefSeq names its product DC-STAMP domain-containing protein 2-like. The coding region runs from base 1 to 3429 and encodes 1142 amino acids. The record is from RefSeq and is a predicted model, not a curated record. Gene Ontology annotation, cellular component: membrane. NCBI's taxonomy places the organism in Eukaryota, Metazoa, Arthropoda, Insecta, Diptera, Glossinidae. The transcript is spliced from 13 exons.